Messenger RNA from Staurois parvus, 340 nucleotides. The record is from the annotation of a GenBank genome assembly. NCBI's taxonomy places the organism in Eukaryota, Metazoa, Chordata, Amphibia, Anura, Ranidae.
CUACUGUUCACCAGGGCCCCUGAUGGUGGGGAUGGACUUGGUGCAGACUGGAACCAGGUCGCGACCCCUGAGUGCGUCCGGCUGUGGUAGAGAGUACUGGCAGGGGAGUGCGGGAACGGAGUCUGAUGGGAAGAGGCAGGCAGACUUACUGAAGUGAUCCAUGCGAUGGAUGGAUGGAUCGUCGGGUGAAGUAAGCGCUUCUUCUAGGCAGGCCGGGUCGGUAUCGUGCGGGCAGCGAGGUACAAGAGGAGCGAGCAGAGAAUGGUCGGGGUCACAAGCCAGGUUCAGCAGGGGCCCUAGCGGGCAGCGCGGGUACCGAGGAUCAGGCAGAAGGAUGUUC